AUGCCAGCAUCAAGCAAGAAGGUGAAAGUACCCAAUGUACUUUCUAAAAACACUACCAAACAACAACGAAAAUCUAACUCCCACUCAUUGGAUCAAAAUCGUAAAGUGGAUAAGAGUAAAAUUGGUAAAGGACCUACUCAGCUUCGUUCUCGCUCAACAAUUAAACGUCUUCUCAUGUAUACAUCAAAAGUCAAGAGAAACGAAGAUGGCGAAAUUAUUAAAGGCUAUGUUACACCAAAAUCACAACAAAUCAAAAAGGGAGAAAUGGCUCGAGUUGCUCCUGAUAGAACCUUGUUCGGAAAUACAAGAGUUAUUGGCCAACAAGAAAUGUCCAAGUUCCGACAAGCUUUGGAAAAGAAAAUUCAUGAUCCUUACACAAUUUUGUUGAAACGUUCCAAAGUUCCAAUUUCGUUAUUGCAAGCCAACACAAAAGAUACCAGUGCAAGCUCAUCAAUUUCAUUGGCAUCAUCCAAUAGUACGAAUAAUGUGAAACCAACAAAUGUUGGAGGAGAAACAUUAAUUCCAUCCAACGACAAUAUUCAUGCAUUGCAUCAAAAUUCAACAUUCCAAAUCAAGAGACAAAUUAAUUUCCAAGAAACAUUUGGACAAAAAGCUCAACGUAAAAAACCUACUCUCUUAUUCACGGACUUGGCAGAAUUAUCUCAUCAAGUAGAAAAGAAACAACAAGAAUAUCAACCCAUCAAGGACAAGAAGCAAAUGUAUGUCCCCAAUGAAUACUAUUAUUUGCACAAGGAAGGUACAGAUUCUCAUGAUGUUUCAUCAGUUUUAGCUUCGAGCGGGUUUGUGAGAUCUCAAUUGUAUGACCCAUGUACUCAACGUGGUACCUCCAAACGUAUUUGGAGCGAAUUGUACAAGGUCGUUGACUCGAGUGACGUUCUAUUAAUUGUGUUGGAUGCUAGAGAUCCAAUUGGUACUCGUUGCUAUCAUAUUGAGCAAUAUCUCAAAAAAGAGAAGCCUCACAAACACGUGGUAUUCAUUCUCAAUAAGUGUGAUCUCGUACCUACAUGGGUCACUGUUCGAUGGGUUAAAAUUCUCUCUCAAGAAUAUCCUUGUUUGGCCUUCCACGCCAGUGUUCAGAAUCCAUUCGGUAAAGGUGCCUUAAUCCAACUAUUGAGACAAUAUGCUCAGGUGCAUCGUGAUAAACCUUCCAUCAGCGUGGGUCUUAUCGGAUAUCCCAAUGUUGGUAAAUCUAGUGUGAUUAACACAUUGAGAAAAAAGAAGGUCUGUAAGGCAGCUCCAAUUCCUGGUGAAACUAAAGUUUGGCAAUAUGUUGCUUUGAUGAGAAGAAUUUUCCUUAUUGACUGUCCUGGUGUUGUUCACACCACAGAUAAUGAGGAACAAUACCGAUUGAAAAACCAAUAUAACACCUCAGAGCAAGAUGAACAUUAUCAAUAUAUGAACAGAGUUGCUGAUAAUGUACUGAAAGGAGUUGUACGUGUUGAGACAGUGACACCCGAUGAGUUGAUUGAUGUCAUUCGUGUCAUUUUGCAUCGUAUGAAACCAGAAUAUGUUCAACGUACCUAUCAAAUCUUGACAUGGAAAGAUCACUAUGACUUUUUAACACAAUUGGCAUACAGAUCAGGAAAAAUCAAUAAGGGUGGAUCUCCUGAUUUGCACACAGUGGCCAAAAAGAUUGUACAAGAUUGGCAACGAGGUAGAAUUCCAUGGUUUAUUGUUCCUCCAUUUGAAGAUGAUAUUGAUAAGGCUGAAAUGAAGAAUUUGAAGAAGGAAUUGGAAGACAAGAAGAAGAAUCCACUGUUGAAUCACAAUAUUAAGCAAUUGUUCUACAAGUUAAAAACUGAUGAACAAUUAUCUGCUGUUUAUUCUAAGCAUGAUUUGAAAGGUAUUGGAAUUAUUCCUGAAGACAAACAAGAAGCUAUCAUGCAAGAAUUGGCCAAACCUUCAAAGGAGCAAAUGAAAAAGAUUGAAAAACAAAAUGCAAAGAAGAAGAAGCUAUUGUCAAAGGAAGGUUUAAAUUCAAAGAACAAUGACCAAGAAAAUGAUGAAGAUGACGACGAUGAGAAUGAUGAACAUGCAGAGGUUCAACACGACGAAGAGGACGAAGUUGUGGAUUGGGAUGAAGUAUAUGCUCAAUUUAAUGAUAAGGAAGUCAUGGACGAUGAUGAGAAUGAUGAAGUAGAUGAAGAUGGUGAAGAUGAUGAUGACCUUGAAGAGAUGAACGGUUCUGAAUUUAUUGAGGAUGAAGCUGAAGAGGAUAACCAUGCCGUUGAAUCUGAUGACGACAAUGAGGAUGCUGAAGAGGAUGGCAUUGAAGAAGAGAAUGAACGUCCAGUUAAGCCUCUCGUUAAUAUGAAACCUGUCAAAGUGAAAUCUCUCUCAAAACUUGACAUUUUGAAUCGUAUCAAGAAGCAACGAGAAUCGUCGAGCGAAAAGAAGGAAGUUCAACCUCCUGCUACCAAGUCAGACAAUGUGUACAUUCCAAAGGCCCUUAGAAAUAAGCUGAAAAAGUAA
Molecule: messenger RNA, 2493 nt
Organism: Naegleria lovaniensis
Lineage: Eukaryota; Heterolobosea; Eutetramitea; Acrasida; Naegleriidae
Exons: 1
Coding region: 1-2493 (830 amino acids)
Cellular component (GO): nucleolus
Molecular function (GO): GTP binding
Source: RefSeq, a predicted model, not a curated record